Messenger RNA from Entrophospora candida, 3397 nucleotides. The record is from the annotation of a GenBank genome assembly. NCBI's taxonomy places the organism in Eukaryota, Fungi, Glomeromycota, Glomeromycetes, Entrophosporales, Entrophosporaceae.
AUUGGAAGAAUCGAGAAGGGAUUCAUCAACUUUCAAGCACAAUCUGUUAAAGAAUGCCCUAUAUGUGACCCAGAUCAUAAGGGAUUAAGCUUUGAAAAGGUAUCAGAUAAAGUCGAAUCAGAAGUGAAACCCAAGAAGUGGGGAUUGAUUGAAAGAUUACCCAAUGCUGUAAAACAUCCAUGUCCACUUGCAGAAUUAUCUGGAAAAAAUAUAAAUGUCAGGGAAAUGGAAGAUGCUCCAGAAGCUUAUCCCAAUUUCUUGACCAAAGAAGGGAGCAGACUGCCGUGUUUUGUUUGGGUUUCAUAUCGUAAGACUCUCAGUAAUGAGACUAAAGCUAAAGUUGAUAUACUACAAAAUGCAGGAUUGCGUGUAUGCAAUUAUCAAGAAGUCGACGGAGAUUUAGCUAUAUGUAAUUGGGAUGUUAUUAUUGUUCAGGCUGAGAGUACACACCGUCUUUCUCUUUAUGGAGGUCGUUCUUACAUAAUUAUCUUGGAUGAAGCAAAUGCUAUUAUGUGCCAAAUGAAUAGUGGAGUUCAUGCCCGAGAAUCUGAAAAUGCCAUGCGGGAUUUGUUGAAGUCAGCUGUCCAUGUUCUAGCCAUGGAUGCUUUUGCAAAUGAAUCUACUUUAAACUUCUUAAGACAAUAUCAAGGUGAAGAUAUACGAGUUUUUGAUAAUAAGUAUCAGCCACAUAAAGGUAAGUCUGUAAAAAUUCUUUAUGACCCGGAUAAAGGAUCAGAAGCUAUACAUAAAGGUCUUAAGUUGCUUCAAGAAGGUAAGCGUGUUGCCUUUUCAGUUACCUCAUGUAAAAAAGCUAGAGCUAUAGCUGUUCAAGCUUCUAAGUUAUUAAAACCAGAUGGCUCACACGUUUUAUCACAAGUUUAUUUUGGUCAAAUGGAUGGAAAACAGCAUCAAGAAGACUUUGCCAAUAUCAAUGCAACUUGGAGUGCUCUUGAUUGUGUGAUUUAUACGAGUACUGUGGAAGCUGGAGUUUCCUUUGAAAUUUCCAAUCAUUUUGAUGCAGUUAUAGGAAUAAGCAAUAUUAAUACAGGAGUACAUGCUGAAGCUUUUGCACAAAUGUUUUAUCAAGUACGUGAUUGUCCACAUCAUACUAUUUCCCUUUAUAAUAGUAAAAAAACUGGCAUCUUCAAAGAACCGAAUCGUGAUCUCAUUCAUGCUGAACUUUCUGCCUUAAGACCUGGAGACUUGCCAACUGCUAUAAAAGGUCAUUGUAAAUGGAACAAAAUUGCUGAUUGCUAUAUUCUUGACUUGUCACCAGCAGUAGAAAUGUAUAUUGAGGUUGAAUAUCAGAGACGUUUAUCGACCAAAUACUUUCCUGAAAUUCUAUGUAGUCUCAUUGCUAGUACUGGCGCAACGCUUGAAUUAAUUUUAGCAGAAGAUACCGAAAAAGUUAACAGGAAUGAAGUUUCUCAUACUAUUAAGAAUAUUGAGAAAAAAAUUAAAGGUGAAGAUGCGGAAUCAAUAGCCAAUGCUCCAGAUAUUAAUUCUGAUGAAGCUGAGAUUCUUAAACAAAAUCCUAUACGUUCUUUUACUGAUAACUUGACUUUACAACGACAUUAUCUGUGGAAAAUAUAUGCUUCAGGUGAUAUCAGAGGUAUAAAUGAUAUUUGGAAUUGGGGUAUGAAUAAUGAUGAUUGGGUUAAGCUUUGUGAUAUAGAUUUCGUGAAAAGAUAUAAUAAUCCUGAACCUUUACAACAUUUUAGGAGGCUGGCAUAUUUCAGAAGACAAGGUUCUAACGCAAUAAAUUCUAUAGAAAAUCUAAAAAUCAAAGAAGAAAUGCAAUGGGAAGAUUCACAUGAAUCUAUGGAUCCGUCCUCAGUUGAUUUACAUAAAUUUUAUUCAGCAAAGCAGUGGGAAGCAGUACAUAAUCUUAUCCAAUCGAUAGGCUUCAGUGAUAUAGAUGACACAAACAUUCUUUCUGGUGAUGAUGUAGCUAAGACUUUUGAGCAAUCACGGGAAAAAAUCGUUGAAAUUCGAGAAAAUGCAUUAUUGCUCUUUAACUUUAAAACCAGAGCUAAAGGAAUACCCGAUCUUAAUGCUACAAUAAAAUUUAUUAAUGCAAUAUUGAGUAAUUGGUGCGGUUAUACUAUCAGGAGUGGUACAAACCGUGUAGGUUCAAGAACUAAUAGGGUAUGGAAGAAAACUUAUUGGAUUCAUCACAAACCAUAUGGUGGGGCUGGUUUUGUAACUCAAGAAGAAAUAACAGCUAUAAAGGUGAAUAAUUCUAAAUAUUUCCCUAUAGGUCCAAUUCUUCCACUAUAUAAACCAGAAUUGAUUGAUGAAACUCAGGAUCUUUUCGAUUCUAUACCUAUUACGAAUAUUUCAGAAUCCUGCAAUGAGGCUUGUGAAGAAAGUUCUUAUAAUAAUGUAGUUGAGAAAUCCGUGACAAAUUCGCCACAAUUCCCAAUUAUUACUGAAGCUAAGAAAGAUAUAUCUGAACCCUCCUUAUCCAUGAAGUGUCUACCUCCAGAAAUUUCUUUAUCUUCAGAACUUCUUAUCAAAAGCGAAUCUGAUAUAGAUACCCUUAUCCUUCUUUUACAGCAAAAAUAUCAAAUGUCUCAAGAAAAAUUAGAUCAAUGGAGAAGAAAGAUUGCCUUUGAAUUUCGGGAUAAUACCAGUUACUGGAAAAAAGAGCGCGAAAGCAUGAAUGAAGCUGAGUUCUUGGAAUAUAAACGAAACUUUGAAACUAAAUUGGUAAUUUCUGAAGCAGAGAAAUUGCUACGUCCGGCUAGUUAUUCAUCUCAGGAAAUUAAUUCUAAAUUAGUUCGAUGUAUUUGUGGCAAAUCAGUUAAAUUGGAUAGAGAAUAUAGAGAAAGGAAUUUAAUAAGUCAUAGUCAACGUGGUAAAUGUGGUGUUGUUUCUGACAAACAAUUAAGUAUAAAAUCUUUUUUUAAUCAAAGCACUAUUUUUGAUGGCAUUGGUUCUACCAGAGUUGCUUGUUGUGGUUUAUGUGAUGAAAAAUAUAAACUAUAUGUUAUGAAUAGUCCUGCAGAAUUUGGAGGAUCUAUUCGACCAGAAACACUUGCUAAACAAUUAUUUAAUGAAAAAUUUAAAGAAAAUUUCUCGUGGAAAAGAUUAUCUAAAGCAGAACAUGACGAAUUGAUUAAUAAUUUGAGAUGUCAUGCUAAAUGGAUAUUGGAUAAAAUUUCUUUAUGUGUUAGGAGUUUGAAUUGUAAAAAUUUUACAAUGAAUAAAUCUGAAACUUGUAAUAAUUGUGAGAUUUUACGUAGAUGUAAUGCCUUAAAUAAAGCAAUCAAUAAGAAACGUGCAGAAAAUAAUAACAUAAAAUUCGUACCAAAACAUUAUUAUAUAAAUCAUCUGCUAAAAAAAUUACUUAUUAAUAGCAAUUUGAAAUCAAUAUGGGCAGCAGCAGAUGAUG